UGAGUGACAGCGAGCAGCAGCUGCUGAGUUACUUAGACAUGGCGGAGGAGGAUACACCGUGAGGAGCAGCGGUGGAGUUACGAUAGUUUCUCCAGCAGCUGAGUCGGAGAACGACGCAUUAAAUGACACAUAAGAAGAGGAAAAUGUGUUCGGGUUAAGCGUACUCCGCGAGGAAACCAAGAGCAAGCCGAACAGCCACCCUCGCGUAAAAUGGAAAAAUGUAUCGCUGUGAGUGAGUGUUUAAAGCAGUCAACAGCCUUGGACAACAAAUAUGGCUUCUUGUGCCUUUUUCAUUAUGCUGUAAAAAUUGUUCUGCCGUGCAACCUAAUGCCGCGGUGGCUCCGGCGAACUUCUGUAAGCCGCGAUAAGUUUCGUUCAGUAAUCGCUCGGUACUUUUGAUCGGUGAGGACAUUCUAUCCACUUGUCUGUGUGUUAGCUGCGAAGCUACGGAACUACAGCAGCGGAUAGCAAUGGAGCCAAAGCACAAAGAGUUGCUCGACCAGUGCCACCAGAACUUGCUGGAGUCCAUAACGGAUGCCGACCGUGUGAUCGAGCUGCUGAUCGUUUCUGGUACCUUGAGCCAACUCGAUAGGUUCGAAUUGGAUCAGAAUUGCUCGUCCAGCGCUGAGAAAGUGGAUCACCUUUUGAAGAUGCUGAUGAACAAGGAGAGCGACCAUUUCCUGGACCUGUGUGUGGCCCUGGAGAAGGCUUACCCCGACCUGCAUUCUGCUCUGUUGAGCCACAACGGCGGAGGACCCGUGGACCACUCCACUGGUUCUACAUACAGCGUGCUCUCCACCAUGCCCUCAGACUCGGAAAGCAGCAGCUCCCUCAGCAGUGUCGGUUCGCCAAUUAACGGUGAAGCCUCCUCCCCGCCCCUAGUCAUCAAUGACAACCGGCCAGCUGGUGACAACCUGGACACCAUCUUGUUCCAGCUCCGCCAGGUGACCAGGGAACGGGAUGAGCUCCGAAAGCGGCUGGCGUUGGCAUCACCUGGGACCACUUUCGAUGACUGCAGCCAAAGGCCAAAUUCCAAAGCCAUUCAUGACUAUGAGCGUCUGAAAAGUCAGUGCAUGAGAGCCAUGGCAGACCUGCAGUCACUUCAGAACCAGCACACUAAAACACUCAAGAGGUGUGAGGAGGCUGUUAAAGAGGCCGACUUCUACCACAUGCUGCACAGCCGUGUCUUAGGUGAUCAAUCACAGUUGAAGGAAGAGAUGGAGACACUCAGGAGGGACAACACCCAACUUGUCAGAGAGCACAAUCACCUAAAACAGAACUGUGAGGAGCUCAAAAGGCUGCACAGCCAAGACCAGAAAGAGUUGGCAGACCUCCGGCUGCAACAACAGCAGGUAAUGAGAGAGAAUGGCUCUUCAGAGGUUUUAAACAAAUUGUAUGACACAGCUAUGGACAAGCUAGAAGGUGUGAAGAAAGAGUAUGAUGCCCUCAGCAAGCGCUAUAGUGAAAAAGUGGCCAACCAUAACACAGACCUGAGACACCUGGAGCAGGCAGAAGAAGAGAACCGGCGGCUGCAAAAGCAGAUAGAUGCAUUACUCAAACAGCGGGAUUCAGCCAUGCACUACCAGCAGCAGUACUCCACCUCGAUGAGGAGGUUUGAUUCAGUGCAGCAGGAACUGAACAAGUCCUCAGCUCAGAACAAGGAGCUGCAGAGAGAGAUGGAGCGGCUGCAGUCGGAGGUGACGCGCUACAAGAACUUGCAGCUCAAGUCAACCAAGGACUGCGAGAAGUACAAGGAAGAGCGGGACUCUGUGUUCAAUGAGUAUCACCUCAUCAUGAGCGAGAGGGACCAGGUCAUCAAAGAGCUGGACAAGUUGCAGACAGAACUGGAGACCGCCGAGGCCCGACUCAAAAACACUUCUUCAGAGAGGGUGGUGGCCAGUGAAGAGCUAGAGGCACUCAGACAGGAGUUGAACUCCUCACUGGUGGACCGCGACAGGGCCAUCUGUGAGCGGAAUGAGCUGCUGGAAAAGUACUGCCAUGAAGUGAAGGACAAAGCCGAGGCCCAGAAGGAGCUGAGCCAGGCCUGCAAGGACAUAGAGAUGGUCCGGGAGGAGCGGGACGUAGCACGAAAAGAGAGGACUGAGGCGAUCAUUCAAAGGGAUCAGCUGCUCCGAGAAUACUAUCAGGCCAGACAGAAACAAGACUCGGCCACCCUCGACAUGGAACGAGCCAAUAAGGAGAUUGAGAUGCUGAGGAAACAGUACGAGGCCAUGUCUCAGGAGUUAAAGGAAGCCACACAGGAGACCGAGGUGGCCAAAUGUCGACGGGACUGGGCUUUCCAGGAGAGGGACAAAAUAGUGGCAGAGAGGGAGAGCAUCCGGACUCUGUGCGAUAACCUUCGAAGAGAAAGGGACCGAGCAGUCAGUGAUCUGGCUGAUGCGCUGCGGAAUCUUGACGAUAUGAGGAAGCAGAAAAAUGACGCAUUACGAGAGCUCAAAGAACUGAAGGAAAAAAUGGAGAGCCAGCUGGAGAAGGAGGCCCGGUUCUGUCAGCUCAUGGCCCACAGCUCUCAUGACUCUGCCAUCGACACAGACUCCCUGGAGUGGGAGACGGAGGUGGUGGAGUUUGAGAAAGACCGGGAUGACAUGGACUUGAAAGCACUUGGGUUUGAUAUUGCUGAAGGGGUAAAUGAUCCAUAUUUACCAGGAGACUGUGGAAUAUUUGUAACGAGGGUAGACAAAGGAAGUAUUGCAGAUGGAAGGUUAAGAGUGAAUGAUUGGUUGUUGAAGAUAAAUGACAUGGACCUGACCAAUAAGGAUAAGAACCAGGUGGUGAAGGCAGUGCUUAAUGGUGGAGGUUUGAUCAACAUGGUGGUACGAAGGAGAAAGUCUCUGGCAGGAAGGCUAGUCACGCCUGUCCACAUCAACCUGAUGGGACACAAAGACAGUGGCAUUGGUCUGGAGAGUGGUGUGUUUGUUACUGCCAUUGUGCAAGGCAGUCCAGCAGCCAGAGAAGGUUUUCUUACAGUUGGGGACAGAGUGAUCGCUAUCAAUGGUAUUGCUGUGGAUAACAAAUCUGUAACAGAGUGUGAGGCUCUGCUGAGAAGCUGUAUGGACUCUCUGAGCCUCUCGCUUAUGAAGUUCCUCCCUCACAGCACAUCUGGGCAGAACAUCUUUGAGAGUCUACGCGAGUCAUCAGAAAAGUCCAAUGGGCGCAUUCACCUCUCAGAGAUUCACUCUCGAAACAGCCGCAACCUCAAACACAACAGCUCAACGCAGACUGACAUCUUCUGCCAUGAUCUUGGAAAUGUCAGUGCAAGUAACAUGUCUGGGGACAGGCGGAAGGUCGUGGCUGACUCUGAUGAAGGGGGCAUGUAUGGGGAUAUUGGCAAACCCUUCUCCACAGGCUCACUCCACGCCACUACCCUACGGGGGGCCUCUGACUUGGGUGCUGGCCGCUAUGGCCCCAGUGCUUUCCAGGAGUGCUGCUCCUACACAAAAGCCCCUUCCUCCUUGCCCUUUGACUCUGUCUCUCACUCAGACUGCAUCACAGUGGAGACUACACUGGAGAAGAAGCACAGUGGAGGCACUUGGCCUAAGAUGAUGGUGGGUGGCAUGUCUGUUGCGCCCGAUAACACCAGCACCAUCACAGCGGCAGCCCAGCUUUCAAUUUUCAAAUCGCCAAAGCAGAGGAAGUCCAUUUUUGACCUGGAUGCUUUCAAACGGCCCGAGACACCCACCUCGAAGAUGGAGUUCAUGGCAGCCAAUCAAAUAGCAACAGUUUACGCUACAGCGCCUUCCCAUUCCCCACAGCCAUCAAAAGCAGAGUCCUUGUCUUCCUCAUCCACCCCAACCCCUCCAACCCCGCCCACUCGCAAUGACUCUUUUAAAUUCAAACACAAACAUCAAAGCAGCUCCGCUUCAGACUGCACGCUCACCUCAAACGGUAAGGGAGAGGCCACAAUCUCCACAUCAGCUGGAGAGAGGUGUGAGCGAGAAAGAGACAGGAAUGGAAACCACUACUUCCUGGAUGGCAAGGUUCUAAUUUCAAGGAAGUCAUGCGAUGAGGACAUUGGCCGAAUGAGAGGAGAGGAGCCAGAAGUGAAGAGGCCGCGCCCUAAAUCUGCCCCUGCCCUCCGACGGAGGAUGACCCCUCAAAUGAUCACGCUGCCCACCUUUCAAAGCUACGCUAAUGAUGAUCAUUCAGCAGAAACCAGGGACAUUCUGCACUCCUCCCCCAGUCGCUCCCACAGACACAGCGUUGGCUUCGUACCCACAGUCUACGGUGGCUCCCUGCCUCCCAAUUCGGCCCACCAAGGUCUGGCUCCUUGCCCUGCCGUGACGGCCGUGAUGAGGAAUCCAGUAUACACUGUGCGCAGUCACCGUCUGCACACCAGCAACUGUCCAUCUGUAGCUUCUCAGAUCUGUCACCAGCACACACACACAAGCCCACAACACCAGGGUCGUCUGAGCCUGGACCUGAGCCAGCCAAAGCGCACAGGCGACUACUCUGAAUCCUUGCCACCAUCACGCAGCAGCAGAGUAUCACACGGUACAAACUCACUGCCCUCCAGUGCCCGACUUGGUUCUUCCAGUAAUGUCCAGUACCGCACAGAGAGGAUCAAAAUCCCCUCAACUCCCCGUUACCCCCGCUCCAUGCUGGGGUCAGACAGAGGCUCUCUUUCACACUCUGAGUGUAGCAGUCCCAGUCUCAUCACUCCACCACAGUCGCCACUUAAUCUGGAGACUUCCUCCUUUGUCAGCAGCCAAUCACAGGGUUCCAUUUCCACUUUACCUCAGAUCUCUGUUAGUCCUGUGCCAAUAGGAGAACGCAGGAAAGACAGGCCAUACUUGGAGGAGCCUCGCAAUGUCGUUGUGCACAAAGGUGCGGAGCCUUUGGGCAUUUCCAUCGUUAGUGGAGAGAACGGCGGCAUCUUUGUGUCAAAAGUCACUGGAGGUAGCAUUGCCCACCAAGCGGGAUUGGAGUAUGGUGACCAGUUACUUGAGUUUAAUGGCAUCAACCUGCGGAACGCAACAGAGCAGCAAGCCCGCCUCAUCAUCGGCCAGCAGUGUGAUACCAUCACUAUCAUGGCCCAGUAUAAUCCACACAUGUACCAGCUCGGACACCACUCCCGCUCCAGCUCCCGUCUCGAGCCAGUCAGCACUCAGGCCACUUCCCAGGUGAGCGGGAACGCCACACCUGACAAUCACUCCACCAUUGAUGCACUCAGUGAACAGGAUGAGGGCACCCUCACACCCUCCUCCAAACAGACCACGCCCACUACCAGCCCAAACAAUUUCAGCAGAAUGCUGUCAGAAGGCAGCAGGAAGGUGCCUGAGCCGCGACUUGUGACUGUCCGCAGGCCUGGGGUGGAAGUGGGCGUGACACUGUGUGGCGGAAACCUGCGGGGCGUUUACAUAGAGAGCCUGGAUGAGGACAGUCCUGCCAGAGGUCCUGAUGGAUUGCUACCUGGGGACCUCAUUCUGGAGUAUAACUCAGUGAAUAUGAAGAAUAAGACUGCAGAAGAGUUGUAUGUUGAGAUGUUGAAGCCCGCGGAGACUGUCGCAUUAAAAGUGCAGCAUCGCCCAGAUGACUUCAACAUGCUCAAAGAUAUUCCAGGAGACGGUUUUUACAUUAGAGCACUUUACGACCGUGUAGGGGAGGCCGAGGGGGACCUGACUUUUAAGAAGGAUGACAUCCUGUACGUGGACGAGUCUUUACCAAAGGGCAGCUUUGGGACCUGGAUGGCCUGGCAGCUAGAUGAGAAUGCACAGCAGAUCCAGAGGGGCCAAAUUCCCAGCAAGUACAUGAUGGACCAAGAGUUUUACCGCAGGCACAGUGUGACAGAAAUGAAGGAAGAUUCCAGUAAGACUUUGUCUGCAGCCGCCCGCAGAUCAUUUUUCAGGCGGAAACAGAAACACAAACGUAGCAGCUCCAAAGACAGCAAAGAGAUGGUGGCUCUGGACGCCAUCAGCACAGAUUCCAUUUCCUUCUUUGAUGACUGUGUGAGCCUGGCAUACCAGCGGGUCCAGAAGGUGGAAUGUGCGUCCCCCCGACCGGUGCUCAUCCUCGGGCCACUCACAGACCCAGUCAAGGACAUUCUGGUCAAAGAGUCACCCGGGAGGUUCUGCAGAUGCAUGUCUGAGGUGAUGAAGGCAUCUCAGCAAGCCAUCGAGCGGGGCGUCAAAGACUGCCUCUUCAUCGACUACAGACGGAGGAGUGGCCAUUUUGAUGUGACGACGGUUGCUUCCAUAAAGGAAAUAACAGAAAAGGGCUGUCACUGUCUGCUUGACAUCGCCCCGCACGCCAUCGAACGGCUCCACAGCGUUCACAUCUAUCCCAUUGUUGUCUUCGUCCGCUACAAAAAUGCCAAACAGAUCAAGGAACAGAAAGAUCCAGUCUAUCUGCGUGACAAAAUAUCUCAAAAACAUUCCAAGGAGCAGUUUGAAAGUGCGCAGAAGAUCGAACAAGAUUACAGCAAAUUCUUCACAGGUAUUGUCCAAGGCGGCACCCUCCCUUACAUUUGCACUCAGAUUAUGACGAUAGUUGAUCAAGAGCAAAGCAAAGUCCUGUGGACUCCACUUGGCUGCCCCUAAAGGAGAUGAGCUGCCGCUACAGCAAACUGUGGCAAUCACCUUCAUUCCUAAACACUUGUAAUUUAUCCCUUUCCCACUACACCAACAGGUACACUACAGUGAGCUAGUUAUGUAAAUUAUUGAUAUUUUUUUUUUAUUUCAUUUGUUGUUAUGGUGUAAAUCGGACCCACCGUGGAUUCUGAUGCAGGUUGGUAGCACUAUAGUUAAAGUUAAUUCAGUCUUCCCUAAGGGUUUCUGGUGGUGUUUUCGUAAUGCUGCAUUGUAAGCUCCUGUUUACAGUCAGAAGGCAAGUCCGACUAUAGUUGUUGAAUAUUUGUUUGAAUGAGAAUCCCUCCCCUGUGCGCAUAGCCGCGACACUAAUGAAGUUUAAUGAACCCUGGCCACUUGUGUACCAAAUUACGUUUGUUGUUGAACUAUAGUUAUGCAUUUGACGACAACUGACAACUAAUUUUGUGUUUUGUUUAUUCGUGUGAGAGUGAGAAAGAUACAAUGUCAGGAAUCCUGUCAAAACUGUUUUGGUUGAGUUGAAUCAUGGUUGUUUGUUGGCGUGAAUCUAAUGCUAUAGAAACAAAAGGCUAAGAUCUGACAUCACAUUUCUUGUGAUGUUUUGUUACAAAGAUGCAAAAGCAGCAAACCUGCCUGAAGUAUGUAGCUGUGGUUUUACUUAACCGCACUCUUAAAUGUGACACAAAUACGUUUAUUAGCUUUAUGCAUCGUGUUUCUAUAGCAGCUGAGCAUGUGGGCAGUUUGUGGGCCUUUCUGAAGUGCCUUUGGAGAAGAAAACUGAUCUCAAGCCAGCCUCUGGUCACCUAGUCAAGACGUUUAAAUGUCUAGGAUCCACUGUGUCUUUUCACGCUUCUUAGACCAGACGAAUCAGGACUGAUUUGGGGUCAGUACAGUAUAGAGCGCAUGACAAUUUUGGUGGGUAGGCCGAAGCAGCGGCCAAACGGGUUAACUCCUUAGAAUGCACUCCAGGGCUAGACAGACCACUGUGUAACUAUCAUUCUAUCUCUCUAACAUAUAUUUAGAAUCAAUAUAGAGUUUAACAUAUUCAAUAUGCAGGUACAACUGAACACAAAAAUAUAUUUAAAUAUAUUACAUGUAUUUUCAUUAGGUCAUGCUUAGGACCGUAUGACAGUCAUGCUGUAGCAGGUAUUGGCAAGUUUUUUUUUUUUUUAUGCAUUUUUUCAUACUUAUUGUGUUUGGUUGUCAGUCACUUAUCGACGUACUCGUUAAAAGACACUAUGAAGCAAAUUUGCAGGGUAACAUCUUAAAAGAUUUUCCUCUGCUCCAUUUAAAUGUUAGUGACUUUUCUUUGUAAUUUAAUUGUAUUUUUUUAUUUAGGAGGCAAAAAAUUAUUGACAAAUACUCUGUCCUCCCUCAAACCAUAUCCUGUUGUUGUGCCAAAACGACUUUAUCCUUUUAUCUGUUUUGCACUUAUCUGUGAACCUAAAACAUGCAACUGUUCCCAGGUUUCCAGUGGACUAUGAAUAGGUACUAUAAUUUCUACUGUAACUAUUACAUGUUUUUAUGUGUCUGUCAGUUCCUUACAUUUCAUUGAUAGCCUUUUAUUUUAAUUGCAAAAAAAGGAUCACUUCUUAUUGGAAUUGUUUUAAAAAAGGGAUGUGUUGUUGCACAGUAUUUUAAUGGAAAACUUGGUCCAGAUGUUUGUUGAUUUGGCCAUAAAGUAAGAGGGUGCAAACUCUAACAUAACCAGCUUUCAGUAUAUGACAUAUAUUAGCAAAUGAGAGGGAUACAACUUUAAGUGGUUGUAGAUUUAGACACUAGAUACCAGGUACUGAUUGAACUUUAAUUAAACAGAAUGUGAUUUGUAUGUUAAGACAUUAACAUGGGAAUAAAACUCAUUUUCUGUAUCAU
Molecule: messenger RNA, 8435 nt
Organism: Thalassophryne amazonica
Lineage: Eukaryota; Metazoa; Chordata; Actinopteri; Batrachoidiformes; Batrachoididae
Gene: dlg5a
Product: discs, large homolog 5a (Drosophila)
Exons: 33
Coding region: 471-6557 (2028 amino acids)
Biological process (GO): regulation of apoptotic process
Molecular function (GO): protein binding
Source: RefSeq, a predicted model, not a curated record